AUGGUAGUGAUCGUAGUAUUGUCGGAUUUUCGUGCUAGGUAAAGUAUAUAAUAAUAAUAUGUGAUCAAAUCACUGCCAGUGAUGGUGGUCAUUGAAUAUGCGUAUCACAAGUUACCACCGUACCCGGUAAUUUCGUUUAGACGUGUUAUGCGCACAACCAUUGCAUAGAAGUGGAAUCAAACCGGUAAAUUCACCGGCGCGAAGUUACAUUAUAUUAUAACGAUAUUGUUCUGGUAGAUUUAUUGUAAUAACGCGGAAGCCGGAAAGGGAGUAUGGGUAGGUAUAAAUAUCAUAUAUAUUAUUGUAUAAAUAACAACAAUAAUUCUCGGAAUUGUCGGGUUAUCGUGAUCGGGUAUCCUCCGUUGCGUCCGUCGAGAUUCUCUAAAACAUUACACAAUACACUACCGUGCGUAACACAAUAAAAUAAUAAUAUCGUUUAUAUUAUUGUUAUACAAGAGUACCUACACGUGUUUCGAAGGGUUUGACGAGCGGGUAAAACGAUUGAAUCGCUGUUUGUUUUGUUCUGUUCAAGCCGUCGCGUUGUAAAUUUUGUAAUGUUUCCGUGGGCCUAUUAUAUUUUCUAUACGCGUACGUUGCAGCAGCAAUCGUAUAUCGGUAGGUAAUAACAGUAAUUGUAGUGCUCCCCAUUUAGAAUCUUCAAACAAAGUCCGUGUGUAUAUCAGAACACUUAUAUACACAUAAUUGCUCACGUGUAAUUAUCCGCGGAUACGCGUGCAGGUAUUUGUGUAUUUUUGGAAAGUAAUGUUCUGAGUAGGUGAAUUCGGAAACCCUGCAUACAAUCGUGCAGCUACCUAUAUAGUAUUCUGACAUUUUCCCAAUUACUACUCGUGAAAGACCUCAACUUAUAUUUUCAAAGAGAACGUGCAUUUUAUUCAUUUUCGGUUGAAAACAAUUAACAUUCAAUCAUUAAAAUGGCCUAUUUAAGGUUCAUUCGAGGGAGUAUAGGGGAGUAAUUAUAGUUCAGGGAGGAAAUAUUUUGUCGCAAGAAUACUGCACGUACAGAACUUUUUUUUGUUUAAUUAAAUAACACUAUACUUUAUUAUUAUUAAAAAAUCGUAAUAAUAAGUAUACUUUUGGCUAGCCGAAGAAAUAGAAAUGGCGGUCUGGAACAAUAUAUCAAAAUUGAAGAACUCAAGUUCAAAAGAGUGUCUCAAUUUAAGUAUCUAGGGUCGAUGAUAACGGAGGAUAACGACAUCAAGACAGAGGUGCCAACAAGGAUACAACUAGCGAAUAGAGGAUAUUAUGGACUCGAAAAAGUCUUGNUCGUCACAAUUUUCGUUAUCAUUUAUAUUUGAUAAUUAUAUAGAAAUAACCAUUAAUCAUAUAUCAGAUAUUACGCCAUUUACUUUCUCGUUUUGGCCCGAUAUACGAUAGGCAAACGAAUGAAUGGAGAAAACUUCAUAACGUGGAACUCCAAGGACUUUUCCAGAGGCCGAAUAUAGUUAGAGAGAUCGCCAAGUGGAAGCUAAGUUGGGCAGGACAUGAUUGGCGCAAACAGGGUACUUUGGUAAAAUGGGUGAUCGAGGAAGAGCCUAAUGGAAAAAGACCACUAGAAAGACCUAAGCUAAGAUGGGAAGAUGGUGUGAAGAGAGAAGUGGAAAAUAUAGAGCCUGGUGUCAAAUUGAGAGAAGUAGCGGAGGACAGGGAUAGGUGGCAAAGUUUAGCGUUUUCAGGAUGGUCUUAA
Messenger RNA from Cinara cedri, 1705 nucleotides. The record is from the annotation of a GenBank genome assembly. NCBI's taxonomy places the organism in Eukaryota, Metazoa, Arthropoda, Insecta, Hemiptera, Aphididae.